AUGGGCCGCAAACCGAACCCCCUCAUCCUCGAGUACUUCGAGCGCGGGCCCAAGCUCAACGACAACAGCAACCGGUAUCCCCAUACCUGCAAGCAAUGCGGCGAAAACUUCCCCAAGGGCCGCAUUGACAGCCUCACCGCACACAUCACCAAGAAAUGUCCUGCAAUCUCCGACUCGGAGCGCAUGCGUGCCUGCCUCGAGCUGCACGGCAUCGCCCAUGCCCGAUCUGCCGCCGAGCGGCACCAGCAGGCGCUUGCGCGGGAGAACGGUCAAGCCCUGUCUCCAGCAUCUCUGCCUCAGGGAUGGAGUGCUCUCGAGACGCUGGCCGAGGCGUCGCGUCAAGUAGACCUCAACGAGAAUAGUCGCGCCGGCAGCCAGAAGGCGUCACAGCCCGCUGUCGCCAACGUCGUCGCGCCCAACGGAACACACAAUGCCGAACGCUUCGAGCUCCAGGAGCAAUACACUCUAGACAACCCACCCGUCAGCUACGAUAACCGCUCGCAGGGCAGUGCGAGGAAAGACGGAAGCCCGGCACAGGGCGAUCGUGCUGUUUCCGCUGCCGCCCACACCCCUCCGCCGACCACCGACCUCUCACCAGAAGAGCGGCUACAGGCCCUUCUUCCUGUCAGCGACUCAUCUCCCGAUCCAUCAAAUAUCUCUGUCGCCGUCGCCGCCGCCGCUCGCCUCAACCCGUCUUUCCUCGAUCCACAGCUGGUACAGCACGAUCAGCCCGCCUUGUCGCCCACCCUGCCCGAUGUUCAUGCGUCGCCAGCGCCAGAGGCAGCGCAUCCUUCAUCUCAGUCUGCGGCUGACGACGCGAACUCGUCGCAGCCCUGGGGCGAAAUGACAUACAUGACCACCGCAUCUGCUGCUCCAGUUGCCACUGACAGUCCGCCGGUACCGGCACCACUCAAUCGCGGCGGAGUUCGCAUGGACACUAGCGGACCACUCUUCAAUGGACGGUCACGACAUUACCGUUCCAAGUUCACCGCUGCAAGGCGCCAAGAGGUCAAAGAAGUCCGCAAACUAGGCGCCUGCAUUCGAUGCCGGAUUCUACGAAAGAUUUGCAGCAAGGGCACGCCGUGUGAUACCUGCCGGAAGGUGCUGGCGCCCAGAGUGUGGAUGACAGGCUGCGUUCGCUCGCGGCUACAUGAGCAAUUGGACCUAUACUCGGCCGGCGUCCAGGUUGUGCUGUCGCAGAACCGAAUCAACCUCCACAAGGACCAGUUACAGCUGACUGACGUUGGCUCCGUUGUCGAAGUCUCGCACUUCCCAGACACUGGAAAAACCAUCAGCCUGGCAACACUAGCGGUGCUUCUCGAGUCGGGAGAGAGUCAAGAAGAAGGCCAACAAACAAGAGAUCAUCAGGUCAUCAUGAUCAACCAGGACAAGGAAGAGGUCCCCCAAAAGGUUGAGGCGUACAUGCGCGACGUCCUCCACCUCUUUAUCGAGCGCGAGCCCUCAAAGUUUAUGCGUGUGACACUCGAGACUGCCAUGCAGCAGCUGGCUGAGAAUGAAGACGAGUUGUUGAGCAAGGCUUUGGAGCUUUGGGGACUUGUUGAAAGCAUCGAUCGCGAACGGCAGUGGACCAUUGUUGAGAAGUUGGCUGGCGACGAAGAGCGCUCUCGGCCCAUCAAGGAAGCGCAGACGGAGAACGGCGUCGACAUCUACACCAUGAUCUGCAUGCAACUCAAUGCCGCAGCCGAGCGCAAGGCCAAUGCCACCUCGCGCAGCCUCCUCAACCUCAUGGACCGGCUUCUCGCCGACAGCAAGACCAAAGCCGGCUUCAAGACGUAUCUCACGGCCAUCAUCUUCCUCAACUGCAUCGAAAAGUCGACUUGGGCGUUCAAAGCCUGGGAGCAGGAUCACUUGCGCCCCGGUUGGCCUCUUGAACGCGAUCCCAGCGUCUUUACUCAACAAGGCGGCAACCUGGCUGCCCUUCUCAAGAUGCUGCUCGGCAUCCGCAAGGCACUUCCGCAAACAACCCGAGGCGAGGACGGGAAGCUGGCCACCACGGAUCCUGAUCCCGCCGUGUCCAGCUACUUCCAAAACCUCGACCUUGAAUACGACACGAUACAAGCUCGCCAGAAGGGCUCCCAAUUCUCCCCAGCAGACUCCCGCUCCUUGGAGCUCAUGUUCUGCUCCCACCUCCUGCUGCCCAACCCGUCGACCUGA
Molecule: messenger RNA, 2175 nt
Organism: Purpureocillium lilacinum
Lineage: Eukaryota; Fungi; Ascomycota; Sordariomycetes; Hypocreales; Ophiocordycipitaceae
Biological process (GO): regulation of DNA-templated transcription
Molecular function (GO): zinc ion binding; DNA-binding transcription factor activity, RNA polymerase II-specific
Source: RefSeq, a predicted model, not a curated record